AUGCCGCUGUCCUCUAUACCUGCGACCACACUCACGGUCCUCGCGUUGGGGCUGCUCACCUUUCUAAUCAAACAAUUUGUUUUCCCUUUGUAUAAACGUUGCGCGGCAAUAGGCCACAUUGCUGGGCCACCCUGCGACAACAUAUGGACUGGUGAGGAAGCUUGGCCUCAAUCAUCCACUCUGGCUCAUCUUCAUACAGGCAAUUGGCAUCAACUCUUUCAUAAGAACGCUUGGCAAUUCAAAAAGAGCAUUCAGGAGACUUACGGUGGUGUUUUGAAGAUAAAUGCCCUCUUCGGGGCAGAUCGCCCCAGCUAUGAAACGAACGCAUAUCACUUGCUUCGUAGCCGUUUGUCCUUCGGUUAUGGUUUGGUAGGAACCACAGGCGCUAAGCAUUUGAAGCAACGCCGAUUGAUGGCCCCGUACUUCGCAUCGAAAUACUUGCGCACAUUGUUGCCCGUGUUCUAUCCAUUUGCUUACGAGCUCUGUGAUGAUAUCGAAAAGAAGAUCAAAAAAUAUGACGGCGUCAUCAAUAUGCAUCGCAUGAUGUCUAUUGCCGCCCUUGAGUAUGUUGGCACCGGUCUCGGGUAUCGCUUCGAUGGGUUGAACGAAAGCAAGCCGAAUGAAUAUAACGAUGCCGCCAAAGCUUUGAACCCCCUUACUUUCAAACUCUCUACCUACCGUGCCUUUCUGCCCUACUGGGUUCAACUCGGCCCCGCCUGGUUCCGCAAGAGAUUGGUUGAUUGGGUUCCCUGGCCUGACUUGCACCGAGUGAAGGCAGUCAUCUACAGAAUGGACGACAUUGCUCAAGACAUUCUUCAAACCAGAAAACAGGCCUUCGCCGACGGUGAGAGUUACGGACGCGAUAUCUUGAGUGCUAUUAUGCGCUACAACGACGAGGCCGAAGACGAUGAGAAGAUCGACAAGGAUGAGAUCAUUAGCCAUAUCACGACGACUCUUUUCGCAGGUCAUGAGACAACUGCUGGGGUGCUUUCCAGAAUCAUACAUCAACUCUCCCUUCACCACGAUGCUCAAGAAAGACUCCGCGAAGAGGUGACUAAGGCUCGUGAAGCUAAAGGUGACUUGGAGUUUGAAGACUUGCUGGAGCUGCCUUACCUCGACGCCAUCUGUAAGGAGACCCUUCGAGUUUACCCCCCUGUAGAUCAGCUCUACCGAACUUCUGUCAAGCCGACUGUCAUCCCUAUUUUAUAUCCUAUCCAAUCCACAGAUGGAAAGGAGCUUCGCGAAAUUGCCAUAGAACCAGGAACUGAUACGAUUGUAUCCAUCGUCGGUUAUAACCGCAACAAAAGCGUUUGGGGUGCAGAUGCUGAGGAGUGGAUUCCUGAACGUUGGUUGGAACCUUUGCGUACCAGCGUCCUCCAAGCCAAACUUCCGGCCGUGUUUUCUCACAUGAUGACUUUCACUCUUGGCGAGAGGGCUUGCAUUGGUUACAAGUUCGCAGAGAUGGAAAUGAAGCUCAUCUUGUCGGUUCUUUUGUCGAGAUUCAGGUUCUCCAUCGACCCCAAGAACGAGAUUUUCUGGAACAUGGGUGGAAGUAUCACCCCGAUUGUCAAGGAUUCGGGCCAGAUUGAACCUACCCUGCCCAUCAGAGUCAGCGUCUUGCCAAAAGCCACUGCUUGA
Molecule: messenger RNA, 1638 nt
Organism: Laccaria bicolor S238N-H82
Lineage: Eukaryota; Fungi; Basidiomycota; Agaricomycetes; Agaricales; Hydnangiaceae
Exons: 13
Coding region: 1-1638 (545 amino acids)
Molecular function (GO): iron ion binding; monooxygenase activity; oxidoreductase activity, acting on paired donors, with incorporation or reduction of molecular oxygen
Source: RefSeq, a predicted model, not a curated record